Entrophospora sp. SA101 is the source of this 645-nucleotide messenger RNA. Lineage: Eukaryota; Fungi; Glomeromycota; Glomeromycetes; Entrophosporales; Entrophosporaceae. The record is from the annotation of a GenBank genome assembly.
AUGUUAAGUCAAGUGUCACAAAUUCUUAAAAUACAUGAUAAAACAUAUUUCGUACUAAAUAAAGACGGAACCUUAACUUACCUCAGUAAUAAAAGAGAAAAAAACAUAGAUCUUACAGGUGCUGAGGUUAAAAAAGUUGAUCCCGAUAGUAAAGAAAAAACAGUGGAAAAAGAAAAACCCGAAGAAAAAGAAAAAACAGUGGAAAAAGAAAAAACAGAGGAAGAAAAAAAACCAGAGGACAAACCCGAGGAAGAAAAAUCUGCGGAAAAAGAAAAAAUUAAACUUCGUGAUGAAUGGCACGAUGCUAUUCAGGAAGCCAUAUCCUUGAAAAACCAGAAAGAAUCAAAAAAAGAAUUGCUUCCAACUAUUGCACAAUCAGAUCGUGAUUUUACAGCUGAAGUUCAUGAUGCUACAAAGGUAGAAAAGGUAGAAGAAGAAUCAUCACAAGGAAAAGAUACCACUAAAACAGAUGAAACCACUGUUACCGCUCCUGUUGACCCUAAAGUUGAAAAAACAGAUGUAACACCAUCCGAAUCAAAACCAGAACCAGAAUCAAAAACUGAUGCUGCUGAGCCUACAAAAACUGAUCCUGAGCCUUCUACUAAGGCUGAGACGGUGCCAUCUGACACAACAGCGUCGUCAUAA